Messenger RNA from Trichomycterus rosablanca, 2328 nucleotides. Its product is annotated as solute carrier family 26 member 9-like. Lineage: Eukaryota; Metazoa; Chordata; Actinopteri; Siluriformes; Trichomycteridae. Gene Ontology annotation, molecular function: bicarbonate transmembrane transporter activity; sulfate transmembrane transporter activity; chloride transmembrane transporter activity. The coding region runs from base 1 to 2328 and encodes 775 amino acids. Gene Ontology annotation, cellular component: plasma membrane. The record is from RefSeq and is a predicted model, not a curated record. Gene Ontology annotation, biological process: transmembrane transport. The transcript has 20 exons.
AUGCAACAGUUCCGUCCUCGCUAUGCAAUAAACCGCCCUGCCUACUCUCAGCUAGAUUUUGAUGAGGAGUUUAACAGAAAGAAAAGAAACUAUCCUUUAAAAGACAAAGUGAAAAAAGUGUUCAGAUGCUCGAGUGGGCGACUAAAACAUCUUUUCUUCAGACACCUUCCAGUGCUCAGCUGGUUUCCAAAAUACAAUUUUAAACAGAACCUGUUGUGUGAUGUCAUCAGUGGAGUCAGUGCAGGCACCAUCCAGGUUCCUCAGGGCAUGGCUUUUGCCCUGCUCGCUAAUCUACCUCCAGUGAAUGGGCUUUAUUCGUCGUUCUUCCCACUCAUUCCAUACUUCUUUAUGGGCACGGUGCCGCAGAUGGUGCCAGGUACUUUUGCUGUGUUAAGUAUCAUGGUGGGUAUUGUGUGUUCAAAUCUUGCACCUGAAUCAAACUUCAGCCAUUUUAACGACACCCUCAAUGCCACUGUAGUGGAUGAGAAGAGCAUGAAUGAAGUCCGACUGGCAAUAUCGGGCACUUUAGCCUGUCUGACUGCCAUCAUACAGAUUGGUCUAGGCAUGAUGCAGUUUGGAUUUGUCGCCAUAUACCUUUCUGAGUCAUUUGUCAGAGGCUUUAUGACAGCUGCAGGGCUGCAGAUUUUCAUUUCUGUGCUGAAGUACAUCUUUGGGAUUAAAGUUCCACCAUAUAGUGGACCUCUGGCUAUCAUUUAUACCCUUAUAGACAUAUGCAAGGGGCUACCCAAAACCAAUGUGGCAUCUCUCGUGUUCGCCCUUGUCAGCUCUGUGAUACUGAUCAUAGUAAAGGAACUGAACACUCGUUACCGCCAUAAAAUCCCCUAUCCCAUUCCUAUUGAGAUCAUUGUUGUAGUUGUUGCUUGUGCCAUCUCUGGGCCACUGCAUCUGCCUGAGCAUUUCCACAUGGACAUAGUAGGAGAAAUUCAGUUGGGAUUUCCAGCCCCCAUCGUACCCAUUGUGACAGACUGGACGGAUAUGUUGAGUAUUGCUUUUUCACUCGCCAUUGUGGGAUAUGUAAUCAAUCUAGCCAUGGGAAGGACACUGGCCUCCAAACAUGGUUUUGAUGUGGAUCCCAAUCAGGAGAUGCUAGCUUUGGGCUUUAGUAACUUCCUAGGUAGUUUUUUUAAGAUCCAUGUGAUCUGCUGUGCUUUGUCUGUUACACUAGCUGUGGACAGUGCAGGAGGGUCUUCACAGUUUGCCAGUUUUUGUGUCAUGCUGGUUGUUAUGGUCACAAUGCUGGCUUUGGGAGUCUAUCUAAAACCACUUCCCAAGUCAGUGUUGGGAGCACUUAUAGCUGUUAACCUGAAAAACACACUGCUGCAGAUCUCAGACCCAUAUUACCUCUGGAAAAAGAACAAACUAGACUGUUGUGUAUGGGUCGUGUCUUUUUUGUCAACCUUCUUCCUGAGUUUACCACUUGGUGUUGCUACUGGUGUGAGCUUCUCCAUUCUUGUAGUUAUUUUCCAGACUCAGUUUCGUAAUGGUUCAGAAGUGGUUCAAGUUUUGGAUACAGAUCUGUAUAAGAAUCCAAAGGUCUACAAUGAGGGAAAAGCCGUUGAAGGUGUAAGAAUAGUAAGCUACUGCUCACCUCUUUACUUUGCCAAUGCAGAAAUAUUUCGUCAAAAGGUCAUUAAAAAGACUGGUUUUGAUCCAGGAAAGGUGCUUCUGGCUAGAAGGAAGUUUUUGAAAAAACAACAAGAGAAAGAAAAGCAAGAGAUUAAAGCCAAACAGAAUGAAGAGAAAAGGAUGUCCAAAAAGAGGAAAAUGAGCUCACUAGUUACCAUGAAGUCUCGCACCAUUUCUCAAAUUGAUCUGCAGAGUGACUUUUACACCAAUGGCACAGGUAGUACAGAUAUGCCCACAAGUUAUGCCAACCCAUAUUGUGAAAUCACCAGUUACACUGAGUCAUUUCCAGAGCCCAUGCCUGCCAGCCCUCCUCCUGUUAUAAUGGAGAUGCAGCCCAUGCCCUUCCAUACACUCAUCUUGGACCUGGGUGGAGUCUGCUUUAUUGACCUGAUGGGCAUUAAAGCCCUCAGCAAGAUGAGCAACACGUAUAAUAUGGUGGGAAUUGACCUCUACUUGGCAAAUGUUCAAGCUCAGGUGUUUGAGGAACUGGAAACUGGAGGACUAUUUGAAGAAAGCUGCAUUACUCCCACCCACAUAUUCCUAUCAGUUCAUGACGCAGUUUUGUUUGCCCAGCACAAGUCAGUGAGUCAUGGCACAGCACAAGAGACAGACAGAGAGAGGGUAAUGGUGUCCUUUGAUAUAGAGGAGACAGAAAGAGACCUGGAGCAGGAAUUGUUCUAA